Messenger RNA from Eutrema salsugineum, 1599 nucleotides. RefSeq lists its product as uncharacterized. The coding region runs from base 273 to 1283 and encodes 336 amino acids. The record is from RefSeq and is a predicted model, not a curated record. NCBI's taxonomy places the organism in Eukaryota, Viridiplantae, Streptophyta, Magnoliopsida, Brassicales, Brassicaceae. The transcript has a single exon.
AGAGAUGAAAAGAAAAGCAACCCAAUCUUCAGUCUGAAAACUCCCUAUUCUUCUUCUUCCUCUUCUCAACAUUUUAUCUUUUGGUAAUUGUUGAGAGAUUCUCCACACACACACACACACCUUCUUCUUUCUUUUUUUUCUUUGUCUCAAGAAGCAAACAAACAAACAAAAAAAACCCAAAACCCAAGUUGGGAAAUUUCAUUUUCUUUCCCCAGAAAAUCUUUUUUUUUGUUACCCAUUUUACAAUUAUUUUGCAGCCAAAAACAAAAAAGAUGAGAGAUUUGGUGUCAUGUUUCAGCGAAAACUCAAUAAACGUGACUCAUUCAUUAUCUUCAUCAUCGUUAACAUCAUCAUCAUCAUCAUGUUCAAGAUUCAACACCAGCAACGCUUGUAUCUCUCCAUCUCUCAUACCAUCCAUACAAACCUCCAUUACAAGCAUCUACAGAAUCACUUUAUCAUCAUCGAAGCAUCUCAUCAUCAAAGUCACAUGGUGCAACAAGAACAAUCAUCCUCCACAGUCCAACAACAAUGGUCUCAGCAUCUCUGUUUCCUCCGCAGAUCAAAACCCUUCAACGUCUCUCAAACUCAACACUUCCUCUCGCUUCUUCCGCAAGAAGAAAGGAAACAAAUCAGUCGAUUCCGAUCUCGGCAAAAUCGAGGUUUUCUGGGAUCUCUCUUCAGCUAAAUACGAUUCUAAUCUGAGUCCUGAACCUGUUCAAGGCUUCUACGUUAUCGUCCUCGUCGAUUCUCAAUUAGGUCUCCUCCUCGGAGAUUCCUCUGAAGAAACCUUGAGAAAAAAAGGUUUCGGUUUCGAUUUCGAUUUUGAAAAGUCUCUGGUUUCUCGGCAAGAACACUUCUCCGGGAACGCUUUUUACUCGACUAAAGCUAAAUUCGCUGAAUCAGGAGAUUCGCACGAAAUCGUUAUCAGAUGUAACGCAGAGAAAACAGAGGGUUUGAAACAGAGCAAUCAUCAUCAUCAUCAUCAUCAUUCCCCUGUUCUCUCUGUUUGUGUCGAUAAGAAGACGGUAACGACAGUGAAGAGGCUGCAAUGGAAUUUCAGAGGGAAUCAGACGAUUUUUGUUGAUGGGUUGCUAGUGGAUCUGAUGUGGGAUGUUCAUGAUUGGUUCUUUAGUAAUCCAGAAGGUUGUGGAAAAGCUGUGUUCAUGUUUAGGACAAGGAAUGGUUUAGACAGUAGCAGGCUUUGGUUAGAAGAGAAGAUGGUUAAGAAAGAUGAACAAGACAAGCUUGACUUCUCUCUCCUCAUUUACGCCUGUAAGACGUAAAAAAACCGAUUCUUUUUUUUUUUAUCGUUUUGAGAUUUACAAGAGAAGAUGAUUGAUUCUGUUUUUUUUUUAAUAUCUGAGAAAUUUUUAUGGAUUUGUUUUUUUUUUCUUCACUUACAAUUUCUUCUUGAAAGGAGUAUAGAUUUUUUCUUUACAUUAUUCUUUUCUUGGAGUUGUGAUUUAAUAUAGAGAAAUUCCAAAAUGUGGAUUUCUUCUUAAGAAGAUUGAUUCUAUCAUUCUAAAUAUCAAGUUGUUGUUCCUAUUUUCUUUUUAUUCUUUUCUUAUAAACUCAGGAUCAUUGCCUAAUCUUAAAUUG